AUGAAUAUUCUGAAACACAACUUCCCCACCCACUGUUACCCUCUGCGGCCCCUCCAUCAACCCUCUCUUCGCCCUCGCUUUCUCAGUUUUGCCUCUCUUGGAAGAAGUUUCCGACUCUCCUCAACCAUUUCCGCUACCCCUUACUCUCUCACCAAGUCUGCAGAGAUUUCGAAGGUUUUAGCAAUCCCAAUUUCGAUUGGGAAGGAUGAAGAGAGGGAGAGCGAAGAUUUCGAGGAGUACUUGGCAGAAGAUGGAGAGGUUUAUCAGAAGACCUUGAGAUUGGUCGAGUGUGCAAUGUUUGCUGCUGUCUCGGCUUUGGCAUUUCUUUUGAGCAACUCUCUAGCCAUUGAGAAAUACUUUGCAUGUUUCUUUGCUUUGCCGAUAGUCCUUUCAACUAUGAGAUGGGGUGUUGGAGCAGGCAGGAAAACCAUGGUGGCAACUACUGUAUUAUUGUUCGUCUUAUCUGGUCCGGUGAAAGCAGUUACUUAUUUGUUAUCUCAUGGUUUGCUUGGUCUAGCGAUGGGUACCUUUUGGAGGUUAAAGACAAAUUGGGGUGCUUCAGUCUUCCUGUGCACAAUCGUCCGAUCUAUAGGAUCUCUAGGAAAUGUUGUGAUUGCCUCAUAUCUAAUUGGAGAAAAUAUAUUGGCAUUGAUCACUAUAAAUCUUCAUGCUCUCGUCACAUUUAUCCUCUCCGCCUUCGGCUUCAUCUCAGUCCCAUCAGUGAAUUUUAUAUACUUCACUUUCGGGCUUCUUCUCUUGCUCAGUUCUGGUGUCUUUGUUCGCCUCCUCUUCACCGAUCUUGCUGCGCGGCUCGGGCCGUCCGCUGCUAUUCGGGCUGGUCUCCCCUCUCGACGCCUCGAAUCACCACCGGUUGCAGGUCUCGCUAAAUCCCCUAAAGGCGCCUCUAUCGCUGUUCGGGGUACCCAGGUCUUCGACCGAAGGAGUUCAGCGGGUUCCAGCCAGCUUCCUUGGAACUGGUCAGGACCAAGGUUUGUUUAUCUCUCCCUCUUUUGCCGACUUCUUGUGUUUAGUGGUUCGGGCUGGCCGGUGGUUUUGUCGAGACUGGUGGGGGCUGUAAUUAGGUGGACGGGUUUGUGGUGGUUGGGUGCUUGA
This is a messenger RNA of Striga hermonthica, 1113 nucleotides long. NCBI's taxonomy places the organism in Eukaryota, Viridiplantae, Streptophyta, Magnoliopsida, Lamiales, Orobanchaceae. The record is from the annotation of a GenBank genome assembly.